AUGGCGGAAGGACGCAGAGAACAGCCGCCUCAUCCCCUCUUUUCCUUACCACCGGCCAGCAAGCGACCCUGCCUGCGCCCUGCACCGCGGGGUCCCGGGCCGGGGCCCGGCCACAGCAUGCCCAGCUCCCGGUAUCGUUCCCCGGAGUCCCUGCUGGACUGCGCCGCGAAGGCGGUAGCGGAGAAGUGGGCCUUCGAGAGAGUUGAGGAGCGCUUCGAGCGGAUCCCGGAGCCCGUCCAGCGCCGCAUCGUCUACUGGUCCUUUCCCCGCAACGAAAAGGAGAUAUGCAUGUACUCGUCGUUUCAGUGCCGUGUGGCCGGCGAGGAGGGUCCGGUGGCGGCUACUGGCGGCGCUGCGAGUGCCGGCUCCGGAGCUACGACCGCCGCUGCUGGUGGAGGAUCCGCCGCCGGUACGGCAGCUACGGCGGGGGCAGCCGGAGCGCUGGGAACCGGAGACGGACUGCCAUUCCGCCGCGGUAUCCGGCUGCUGGAGACCGGCUGUGUGGAAAACGUUUUACAAGUUGGCUUUCACCUCAGUGGCACAGUAACUGAACCCACCACAUCAUCAGAGCCAGAGGUCACACACAAGGUGGCCAUCAGCUUCGACCGCUGCAAGAUAACCUCAGUCACUUGUGGCUGCGGGAACCGGGAUAUAUUCUACUGUGCGCAUGUGGUGGCGCUGUCACUUUACCGGAUUCGCAAGCCUGAACAGGUGAAGCUGCGGCUGCCCAUUUCCGAGACGCUGUUCCAGAUGAACAGAGACCAGCUGCAGAAGCUGGUCCAGUAUCUGAUAACAGCCCACCACACUGAGGUGCUGCCCACCGCUCAGAAACUGGCUGAUGAGAUCCUCUCCUCCAACUCUGAGAUCAACCAGGUUCAUGGUGCACCAGACCCAACUGCAGGUGCCAGCAUUGACGAUGACAACUGCUGGCAUCUGGACGAGGAUCAGGUCAGGGAGCAAGUUAAACAGUUUCUAUCCCAGGGAGGAUACUACGGCUCUGGGAAGCAGCUCAACUCCAUGUUUGCUAAGGUGCGGGAGAUGCUACGAAUGCGAGACUCCAACGGCGCCCGAAUGCUGACGCUCAUAACGGAACAGUUUAUGGCGGACCCUCGUCUGUCGCUAUGGAGACAGCAGGGCACGGGCAUGACGGACAAGUGUCGGCAGCUGUGGGAUGAGCUGGGUGCACUGUGGGUGUGUGUGGUGCUAAACCCCCACUGUAAAAGUGAGGAGAAAAGCACCUGGCUCAAGCAGCUGAAGAAGUGGGGGGACAUGGACGUCUGCCCACUGGAGGAUGGCAACUACGGCAGCGAGCUUCCAAACAUCACUAACGCUCUUCCACAGAGCAACCUCGCACAGGACUCUGUGUCAAGGCCGAGGAGGACAGUGUUCACCCGGGCCAACGAAGCCUGUGACCUCCACUGGCAGGACAGUCACCUCCAGAGGAUCAUCAGCAGCGAUUACUACAUGUCCCCGUCCUACCAGAGAGAGGGGGAGAGCCUGCUCUUCAACCCACAGGGUCUGCCGCUGUGGCUCGACCAUGUACCAACAGCAUGCGCUCGCGUCGAUGCCCUGCGGUCCCACGGUUACUCCAGGGAAGCCCUGCGAUUGGCUGUUGCUAUCAUCAAUACACUUCGCCUCCAACAGCAGAGACAGAUGGACAUCUACAAACACCAAAAGAAAGAGCUCCUCCAGAGGGGUGUGACCUCCACCACCAACCUAGAAGGCUGGGUCGGUCAUCCCUUAGACCCGAUUGGCUGUCUCUUCAUCACUCUCACAGAAACCUGCCGCGUGGAUGAUGACAACAGCAUGGAUACCGGAGAGGGAGAACCCAGACCUCCAGUCUACCACCAUGUGCCAGUGUGGGGUUGUCCUGAUGCUGGGGAGUCGUACCUGACUCUGGCUUUAGAGGUGACUCUCAUGGGUAUGGGCCAGCAGAGGAUCAUGCCCGAGGGCCUUUAUGCUCAGGAUAAGGUUUGUCGUAACGAGGAGCAGAUCGUUGCAAAACUUCAAGAACUGGAGCUGGAUGACCUCCUGGUUCAGACUCUUCGGAAACAGGCCAUACAGCUCCUAGAUGCCGGUCCCUUCAGCGGUCUUGGGGAAGUCAUCCACAGGGAGAGUGUUCCAAUGCACACCUUCGCCAAGUACCUCUUCUCCGCCCUGCUGCCAUAUGACGCUGACCUGGCGUAUAAGGUGGCUCUCCGUGCAAUGAGGCUGCCAGUGUUGGAGUCAUCAGGAGGCUCCGGGGACGUGGGCCACCCUCACCAUGGCAUCUCCAUAGUUCCAAGUAGAUACCCCCGCUGGUUCACACUGGGACACCUGGAGUCACAGCAGUGCGAGCUGGCCUCCACCAUGCUCACCGCUGCUAAAGGUGACAUGUUGAGGUUGCGGACGGUGCUGGAGGCCAUCCAGAAAAACAUCCACUCCUCUUCCUUAAUCUUCAAACUGGCCCAGGACGCUUUUAAGAUCGCCACACCCGCAGACAACCCGCCUGAUAUAACCUUACUCAACGUAGCACUGGAGCUCGGCCUGCAGGUGAUGAGGAUGACUCUGUCAACACUGAACUGGAGAAGGAGAGAGAUGGUUCGCUGGCUGGUUACCUGUGCCACUGAAGUCGGUCUGCGGGCAUUGGUCAGCAUCUUACAGAGCUGGUACACUCUCUUCACACCGACCGAGGCCACCAGCAUCGUGGCAGCCACCGUCAUGUCCCACAACACCAUCCUGCGCCUCAGCCUCGACUACCCCCAACGUGAGGAGCUGGCCAGCUGUGCAAGGACCCUGGCCCUGCAGUGUGCCAUGAAGGACCCCCAGAACUGCGCUCUGUCAGCUCUGACACUAUGCGAGAAGGACCACAUCGCCUUCGAGACGGCCUAUCAGAUCGUGAUUGACGCAGCGUCCACGGGAAUGACGUACUCCCAGCUCUUUACCAUUGCAAGGUACAUGGAGCACAGAGGAUAUCCUCUGCGAUCAUUCAAAUUGGCCUCCCUUGCAAUGACACAUCUUAACCUGGCGUACAACCAGGACACACACCCAGCUAUUAACGAUGUGCUCUGGGCCUGCGCACUUAGCCACUCUUUGGGUAAAAAUGAGCUUGCAGCCAUUAUUCCCCUGGUGGUCAAGAGUGUGCACUGCGCCACAGUGCUGUCUGACAUCCUCAGACGGUGCACCAUGACAGCGCCGGGUCUUGCCGGCAUCCCUGGGAGAAGGAACUCUGGGAAGCUGAUGUCAACAGACAAGGCACCAUUGCGGCAGCUCCUAGAUGCCACAAUCUCAGCUUACAUCAACACCACGCACUCUCGACUGACGCACAUCAGUCCGCGGCACUAUGGAGAGUUCAUAGAGUUUCUGAGUAAAGCAAGGGAGACUUUCCUGCUGGCACAGGAUGGCCACAUUCAGUUUGCCCAGUUCAUAGACAACCUGAAACAGAUCUACAAGGGCAAGAAGAAACUGAUGAUGUUGGUCAGGGAGCGCUUCGGCUGACCUCCCCCCUCCCUCAAAGGGAUGCUCUCCCUGGGAAGAAAUUGAACGUAUUUGUUUCUAUUUAAGUAUUUUUUUAGAUUAUUUGUAUUUUUUACUUAUGUUGAGCCAUUUGUUGACUAAGUCAUAAGUUUUGGUCCCUGUUUUGUUGUUUUGUUUCUUGAAUGUGAACCAGGAAGUGUUUGCAGUACAUUGCUCUACUUCAUUGAGACUGCAAAAGAGGGGAAAUGGCUUGAAAUGUCAAAGAAUACCAACAAAAACAAAGUGUUUAACCCGCCAGCCAACUAAUGUUGAAUCGAUGAUAAAAACAUCAAGAGAUUGUGAUAACAAAAAAGCUAAAAGAACUUUGUUUUUCAGUGGCACAUGACGAUAUGAGAAACCAAAUGAUUUUGUUGGAUGGGGUACAUACUUUGAGCCAGAAGACGCUUUCAGCUGCGCUUAAGAUGAAGUGUAUUUAAAAGUGGAAGAGAUAUGUUAUUCCAAACAUAAAGAGCCACUGAGGUGGAAAACACACAUAGUGUUGCUGUCAUACCUCAACUGUAUUAUUUGUCAGCUUUAACUUCUCUAUCAGAAAUGGCCUCUUGUUUCAUCCAGGGCAUCUUAGAGUAGAGAGGCCAGAAUACAGAACUGCACACACGUGGUCUUUCUGUGGAAGAAGUCAACACCAACAGGUUUAAAGCCACUCUAGACUUGCUCCUUUCCUCUACACCUGCUGGUCAGUGCUUUCCAUUAUCAAUAUCUCCAGAGGAUGAACCAUGUUGCUUCAUAGGAAGCAUGUUUCCAAAUCCAGCAGCCUGAUAGCGACAUUAUUCAACCUGUUCAUGCUAAGGUAGAGUAGUAGAGGUUUCACACGCACAUUAUUUUACUGUAUCUCUCUUAUAUCCUCCCGAAAGAUCAUUGAAAGUGACAAAAAUAUAACUUGAUGAACAGUGGGUUCACAGAAAGCCCAUCUCUAGAGAUACCACUGCACCGCUCUGUAUAGCUACUUGUGGCCAAGACCUUUUAAAUCUGUACGACUCCAUCGAUGACUUCUCACAUGCUAGAUCAAGAUUUAGUGAAUGAGCGAUAGUAGGCGAGUCUUCUUAAUUUGUAUCAUCCAGUGGCAUUGACUUCCCUGUCUUGUAUUCUGUUAGGAAGCCUUGGACCAUGUGGACUUCAGUGACUCUGCCUGUAACUAAAGUCCCUUUUCCGUUUCUAAAACUUCAGUGGGAACUCUUUGUUCCACACAACCCAGAACAUAAAUGCACAGUUCCUUCCCACAACCCGUCAAAAAUCACUGUUUAUACAAACUAAAGCCGGCAUGAUCUGCAUUUCAAGCAGCAGCAUCAGAAAAUACAUAAUAAACAAGGAAAUAACAAGGUAGACAUUAAAUUUCGUCCAGAUUGGAAAAAAAGCCAUCUAAAAUGUUUACCAUGAAUAUAUAUAUUAGAACCAAGCUUAAACCACUAACAAGGCUUUACUUGUUAAUAUUUUUGUUAUAGCAAUCGAACAAAUAAUUGAAAUGUGAGGAAAAACCCAAACUAUGCUCUUACCGUCCACUCGACUCUAUUAACCAUCAUGUUAGCAUCAGUAAAGAACUGUUAAGGUUCAGUUGUCUCACAUCAACUUUUUUAGCUGGUCAUUAGCUAGUAAGCUGUUAGCUAAUAAAUAUAAUGGAGGUUUUAGCAAGUAAAUAUUUUGCUUACAUUAUUUUAAAUGGCCUGAAAAUUACUAAAUUAACGCUGAGAAUUGCUAAACGGGACUUUAGCAAAUGUCGCUAAAUCAACUGUAUAAAUCAGUUAUGGUGGUUUAGGCAGUGUGCAGAUAUACAGAAAAAGACAAUUUGCUAUCAUUUGUGAUUAAAAAAUGUAAAUAUUUAUAACAUUUAAAAAAAAAACAAGAACUGAAGAAACUGCACUUACCAUUCCCAUUUUGGCUGAUAUGCUAAUAACUAAAGGAACAUGCUAAGAAACUUUUUGUGGUUUCAAAUCCAUGUCACUCCCAAACCUAAGUUUCUACUGGUCUUAAACCUUUAUGGAGAAGGGUCUGUAGUUACAAAAGCUACUUUGCUGUGUAUGCUACUGGUUGUGCUAAUUCUGGACUGUGAAAAUGAAUGGACAUGUCUCAAAGGGUUGCAGAAACAAUGCACAUAUGAAAAAAUACUGUAUAUUUUAUGUCUUAGUGAUGUAAGCGUACAUAUUUGAGACAACAUGCCUCGGCACAGGAAGUUGUUUGUCUCUACGGGGGCCGUAUAGGUCCUCUUUCUUUCUAACCCAGUGGCAUAGUGUUGUUAAAGGCAGUAUAGAGUACAACAAGCUCUGAACUGGUCUUCGUACUAGCACUUCACACAAAUACCUCUUCAGUACGUUCCUGCCAGCUUCAGCAUUUAUUUAUUGAUUGUUUAGAAACUUCGUGUGACUGAGUCGGGAUCGCAUCCACAAAACAGAACUGGACUUAAAACGGACAAAAAAGUCACAACAGAGGAGUCGGCCUGUCGACGGUAGGAGGAUAAAAAAGAGUACGGUUUUUGAAUGGAGGAACAUUUUCUUACUUGAUUUUACAUUCCAUAAGAGCUACCUUCACCCGCUACCCAGGUAGUCAGUCACAGCUCUGGGCCUUUUUUUUUUUUUAUCUGAACAAAUGCAGAUAGUUGAAUGAGGAAGAUGAAUAAAAGGAAAAUUGAGCAAAAGAAAGAAAAGUAGAGAGAGAGGCUAAACUCAGUUCUCAGGGACAUCACUUAAAGAAACAAAACAAAAACUAGUAGAAUUAAGCAUUUAAGAUAUUGUAAAUAUUAAAGUGUCAAUUCAGAAAAUUGUAAAGUUAUAAUUAUUUAUGAUAAGUAUGUUAUGUGUUUGGUCUUUUUCUUUAUUUUUACGUUCUUUUCGGCGAGGGUGUACUUGAAUUGUUUUGGACCGGGUGGGUUUGUCGGCGUUUUUUUGUAAGAGCAAAGACUUCAAGGCAUUUCUCAGGUGCUCCUGUGUACAUUUCUUGCAGUUGUUUUUUUGCUAUAAUAAUUAUUGUUUGUGUUUUUUUAUUUUUAGAUUUGCAAAGAAAUAAAAAAAAAUCUGUUUUCCAAAAGGAGGCAUGUUAUUUGGGAGCUGAAGAAAAAAUGAGCAAGGCAUUCAUUUGUAAACAGAUACGUACUAAACCUGACUAUGCAGAACCACUUCGUUGGUCUUGUCACCUCUUAAAGACGCCCUCUGAAAACCUCCCCCGGCAAAGAGGACGAGACGGUGUUGGGGGGGCGGGCGGACAAAGACAAGACCCAGCAUGCUUGUAUUUGGACAGCGCGCAGUAGCCAGCCUGCAUUCGCUGCAACAUUUAGAGGAAAAAAAGAAAAAAGGUGAAAAAUGCCUUUCUGACCGAUCAAUGUACAAAGAUUAUUUUUGCUUACCUUCUUUGUUGUUUUUUAUUUAAUCAGGACUCAAGCCUUUAGUGUCUUCUCAGCUGUUGUGUGGCAGCACCGCAUUGAGACAGAACAUAUAUACACAAGAGUCAGAAACAGAAACGGUAUGAACAAUAGCGAUGGCCUGCGAAUGAACGUGUGUUCAUUCCUCAUUUCUUGUGACUCUAUUUUUAUUAUUAUUGCUUUCUUGACUCUCUUCAGCCUAAAAACUGAUUUCAUUUUCUCUAUCUCUACUUUUUUCACCUUCUAUCUUCUUCUAGUUUUCCUCCAUUUAUCGCCUCGUUCCCUCUCUCACAGAAAGGGUUUUUGUUCCCUGGCGAUGCGUCGACGUGUCGGCGAGCAGUUUGUUCUCAUCAGUGCUCUACAGCAGCCUUGUGUCUUCACCAGUAAACAUCAACGUUUUCAACUGACAGCAUUACAACCUGUUUCUUUCUUCCUUCUUUUCUCUUCUCUUUCUUUCUUUCUUUCUCUCAUUCUUGUGGGGAGUUCUAUCUGCUGGUAGAGAUCUAGUUCACCGUCUGUUUGGUUUUGUUUAGGGGAUUUUUGUAAUUUAAGGGAAAAUGGAAAGUGUUUGUUGCCUCUUUGUGCUACUGAUUAAGAAAAAGGUAUUUCCAGUAUUUGUUGCCACAGAAGUAUGAUAGCUUAUCAUCGACACCGUUUUUUUGUUUUUUUUGGAAUUUGUAAUUUCUUUGUGCGACUUCUUGAGCUACUGUCUAUAAAGCGAGAAUUUAUUACUAUUUAUGUAACGCUACUACCAUUUUAUAUUGAUUUGUGUUGGAAUCUCAGUGCUUUUCUAUGAAUAAAGUGUGAAACACAUUA
Molecule: messenger RNA, 7678 nt
Organism: Pleuronectes platessa (European plaice)
Lineage: Eukaryota; Metazoa; Chordata; Actinopteri; Pleuronectiformes; Pleuronectidae
Gene: zswim5
Product: zinc finger, SWIM-type containing 5
Exons: 16
Coding region: 1-3477 (1158 amino acids)
Cellular component (GO): Cul2-RING ubiquitin ligase complex
Source: RefSeq, a predicted model, not a curated record